AUGAGCUGCAGAGUUUAUAACCGGGCAAUCCCGAUUAAACUUGCAGUCAAGACAUUCGUUUCCCUUCGAACUGUGUCUAAUGUUGUAACACCAUUGAAUGAAUAUGACCGAUUGAUUAAACUCGGAAAGCUGAAGGACGACCCAUAUCAAAGGGGCAUUAUCAAGUCUCUGGGCGCGCUUCAUGAUUCUUUAAUAAAAUACCAACCGCCUCCAGUUAAAACCCCAAAUGCACUCGAUCAAGUGGGUUGGAGGAAUAACAGGUUUUUCAAGAGAUUUCUUGGGGGGAAGCAGAAACCCUCCACAGAGGGAAUUCCUAAGGGCAUAUAUUUAUACGGUGAUGUAGGAUGCGGCAAAACCAUGUUGAUGGAUCUCUUUUAUUCUACCAUACCUCCUCAUCUAUCGAAAAACAGGCUUCAUUUUCACCAGUUCAUGCAGUACGUGCACAAAAGAUCUCAUGACGUGAUACAAGAGCUAAACCUGGACGUUAUUGGCAAAGAAAAACAUAAGGAUAUUGAUUCAAUUCCAUUCAUUGCCGCAGAAAUUGCCAAGAAAUCUCAAGUCUUAUGUUUUGACGAGUUUCAAGUCACGGAUGUUGCUGAUGCCAUGAUGCUAAGGAGACUGCUCACUGCUCUGCUAUCUAACGAGUAUGGCGUUGUUUUGUUCGCUACGAGUAACAGAAAGCCUGAUGAUCUUUACAUCAAUGGCGUCCAAAGAGAAUCAUUCAUCCCUUGUAUUGAACUACUCAAGCAGAGAACUGAGGUAAUAUACUUGAACUCUCCCACUGAUUACCGAAAAAUCCCCAGACCAAUCUCCUCAGUGUACUAUUUCCCCGUUAAGGGACUAAAAUACUCUAGCCCGGAGUGCCACGCAGCGAGAGCUCACCAUAUUGAACAAUGGUAUAGCUUUUUCUCGCAGUCACCUACUCAAGACGCGGAUUCUACCAGUCAUGAAAUUUGCCGAGACUAUAAGUUAAAAGUGUGGGGCAGGGAACUCAAUGUACCCAAGUGCACUCCUCCACGAGUAGCCCAGUUCACUUUCAAAGAGUUAUGUGGACAGCCGCUCGCGGCAGGGGAUUACUUGGUGCUGGCAAGCUCAUUCAAGGCGUUCGUUAUAACAGAUAUUCCAUUUUUGUCCAUCUAUGUGCGUGACGAAGUAAGACGAUUUAUUACGUUUUUGGACGCUGUCUAUGACAGUGGGGGAAAACUGGCGACCACAGGAGCCGCAGAUUUUACGUCUUUAUUCGUAGAGCCUGAGGAAAUUCUAAAUGACUAUGAACUGAAGCCAGCCAGUUCGGAUAGUCAAAAAGACACCACUGACGUUGCGGACGAGGAUGAACUUGUAUUGAAACAUGGCUUCUCGAAGGAAAUAGCCAAAAAGGCCCAGAUAUUUGCCUUGGACGAAGAGAGAUUUGCUUUCGCUAGAGCUCUCAGCCGUCUCUCGCACAUGAGCUCACAGGACUGGGUUGAAAAGUGA
Lachancea fermentati is the source of this 1473-nucleotide messenger RNA. The record is from the annotation of a GenBank genome assembly. NCBI's taxonomy places the organism in Eukaryota, Fungi, Ascomycota, Saccharomycetes, Saccharomycetales, Saccharomycetaceae.